Molecule: messenger RNA, 1390 nt
Organism: Pygoscelis adeliae (Adelie penguin)
Lineage: Eukaryota; Metazoa; Chordata; Aves; Sphenisciformes; Spheniscidae
Gene: TMEM97
Product: transmembrane protein 97
Exons: 2
Coding region: 1-492 (163 amino acids)
Cellular component (GO): endoplasmic reticulum
Source: RefSeq, a predicted model, not a curated record
AUGGCUUCAUCUGACCGCCAGAUGAGGGUCGCAGUUCCUCCCCCGUUGUGGUUGACGUUCAGUGCAUUAAUCUGUUGUUUCGUUCUUUUUCUUAAGCUGACAGAGUUGUUGCAGUGGUAUGCAGCCACCUUUAGAGACCCCAUGAUGCUCCAGCCCCCAGAGUGGUUUAAGGCGUUUAUAUAUUGCGAAGCCUUCUUACAAAUGCCCUUCUUCCCCAUCGCAGUGUACGCCUUCUUAAAAGGUGGCUGCAAAUGGAUACGGACUCCUGCCAUUAUCUACUCCACCCACGUAGCUACAACUUUGUUUGCUAUCCUUGCGCAUAUCCUGUUCCACGAUUUCUCGAAGUCUGAGCAUUUGGGACCUCAGACACAACGUGAACGCCUAAUUCUGCUCUCGAUAUAUGCGCCAUACUUGCUGAUACCUCUUCUGAUUCUUUUUACCAUGCUCUACAACCCCCAUUAUAACCACGUGGAGAAAAGGAAAAGGAAGUAGCCCACUGUCGCAGGUGUAAGCACAACACUCGUACUGGUUUUGAUUCAGACCCUGUGCUGACGUAGUCCUCCGGGACAAACAUCCGUCUCGUGGUGUUGGCUGCAACAGCUAUUGCCAGAGCAGCUGGCUCCUGCAAGGAAAACUUGGUUUGAGUUCACAGCUCUCCUUUAAUCAGAAAUAGCUUCGGCAGACGCCUGCAUUAGCAAUUUCGCGUGGUUUCUGGGCGCGCGCAGGUGGAGGGACCGCUCUCCUCUCCCACUGUCAGUUUUGUGCGGUACAUCCCUGAUAGGGAAAUAAACAACCAUUUGAUGUGUGGCUGUGAUGGGGGGAGGUGGACACUACAGCUGAUACUUUUCUUUCAAGUUCCCUUUUUCCAAGAUGAGUGUUGGAAAACCACUUAAGUGAGAACUUUGUCUUCCAAGAGCAUAUUCUGCAAAAUCCCUAACUGAUGAUAUACGGAUUUGCAAAGCUAUGCUUCUGAAGCGUUUCAAAUCAUGUAAUAAUUCUUACCUUCCUCGCCCCUUCCUUUGCUUUGCUUCAAUUUUGAUUAAUUGUAAAUGUCUGAUCAGUGAUAAAUGUGCCAAAAACUGGAUUUCUGAAUGCUUAAAGUGACCCUUGUUUGACAACGAGGCAUACUUCCUAGGGGACGUUGAAGUACUUCAGGAAUUGUAAACAAGGAUUUGUAGAUUUCUCUUGGCCAUGAAAUCACUUCUAGUAUGGAAAUAAAUAACUAAAUGCCUCUGAACUGCAUUUAAUCUUCUUAAGGGAAUGACUAAAGGGAAUGAACUAUCGUAGAUAGUUCACACAGUAAAUAUAUGCAUUAGACUUUGAAGUUACAGUAAAUAAAACCUACUACUGAUAGAAUUUCUGGGUUGGUUUUUUUGGUUGUUGGGUUUUU